Messenger RNA from Anopheles cruzii, 946 nucleotides. Its product is annotated as mitochondrial potassium channel-like. The transcript has 2 exons. Bases 1 to 915 code for a protein of 304 amino acids. Lineage: Eukaryota; Metazoa; Arthropoda; Insecta; Diptera; Culicidae. The record is from RefSeq and is a predicted model, not a curated record.
AUGAUAUCAAGGCAUGUUUCGGCAUUUUCCGGCCCAUGCUGGAGGCGGUCGAGUGGAACCUCACAUUACAUCAUAAUAGUGCGACACUUAUCCGAUCGUUACAAGGAGAAACCAAUCGUGGUGCAAGAAAUUUAUCAGUACCAAAGCAUCCCUCCGGAAGAGUCCAGGUCCAACGAACCAGCGUCACGAACGACGGAUAUUGCACUGCGUCGCAUUGGUUUGAUCGAUUUGGCCAAAAGCAAGCUGUACGAGGCACAGACAUUUUACGAUGAGUUCAGCGGAAUGCACGAGGUGAAAGCGGCACAGAAUAAGGUAAUUGAAAUACAGGAGCAGCUGCAGCUUGUACAGGAACGACGGCGGCACGUGCUACUUGAACUGACGCUCGUACGGAAGCAGCUCCAGGACAUUCACAUCGAGCUACAGAAAUCGACCCGCGGGGAGCAUCGUUACGUGGAGUUGAUUAGGGAGGAGUUCGAUGUUCUUACGCGCGAGAAAGAGAAGACUCAAAUCUUCCAAAUAAUCGAUCAGGAGGAACGGGAACUGUUUUCCCACCUGACGGCCGCCGUGAAGACGUCUCACGAGAAAGAGCGGAUGCAGGCGAACAACGUAAAGUACUGGUCCAUCAUUGCAUCGGGAGUCGGUGCACUGCUGGGCAUUGUGGCCACCUCCAUCAACUACUACUUCCGCAAUACGCAGUUCGAAACGAUUCGCAAGGCCGGCGAAGAGAACCAUCGCAUGCUGCUGGAAGUGCAGCGGAAGUUGAGCGGAUUGGAGCACACUGUUGGAACCGUUCAUCGCCAACUGAUCGCCAAGCGGGUUGCCGAGAAACCGGUGUCAAGGGUUAACGAGUCGUGGGGAAGUUAUUUACGCCGUCAUACGUCUCGUUUCUUCCGAUUCUUUAUACCGAAAGCGUAACGCACCGCAGCGGCCCGUUUUACCUUUAAGU